AUGGAUGUCAUCAUCGUGGGGAGCGGGGUAGCAGGCCUGUCCUGUGCUGCCGUGCUGUCCAAGUAUGGGUACAAGGUCAGGGUGCUGGAGAGCCAUGCUCAUGCGGGGGGAGCGGCGCACUCGUUCGAGAUGAAGGGCAAGAGCGGGACGUACAAGUUCGACUCGGGCCCGAGCCUCUACAGCGGCCUGUCCGUCGACGAGAAGACGAUGAAGUCGCAACAGCGCUGCGUCAACCCCCUGAAGCAGGUGCUGGACCUGGUGGGGGAGCAGGUGGACUGUGUGCGGUACGACACGUGGGGGGUCUGCCUGCCUGAGGGAGACUUCCCUGCUACUGUAGGGGCCGAGCCGUUCGCGGAGGACCUGCGCCGGCUGUUCCCCGGGGAGGAGGGGGAGGCUGCGGUGGCGGAGUGGCGGAAGCUGCAGGAGCACAUGGCUCCCCUCGCCGCUGCCUCCGUCGCUGUCCCUCCCGCUGCCAUCCGGUUCGAUGUCGGGCUGGUGGCGACGCUACUUCGCUUCCUGCCCUCCCUGCUGAACCCGCGAGCUGUGUCGCUGCUGGGCCCGUACUCCAAGGUUCUGGACGAGGUGAAGGUGCAGAACAAGUUCAUCCGCAACUGGCUGGACAUGCUCUGCUUCCUCCUCUCCGGGCUGCCGGCGGACGGGACCAUCGCGGCGGAGGUAGCGUUCAUGUUCGCGGAGUGGUACCGUCCUGGAGUGCAGCUGGACUAUCCGGUGGGAGGGAGCGAGGGGAUCAUCCAGGCGCUGGUGCGGGGGAUCGAGAAGCACGGGGGGGAGGUGAAGCUGAACUCGCACGUGGAGGAGAUCGUGGUGGAGGAGGGAGCGGCGCGGGGGGUGAGGCUGCGGGGGGGGAAGACGAUGCGCGCGAAGAAGGCAGUGAUCAGCAACGCGUCGCUCAAGUCCACCCUGCGCCUCCUCCCCCAGGGCUCUGUGCCCGAGGAGUGGAGGAGAGAGCAGGAGGGAACCAAGGAGUGCCCGUCGUUCAUGCACCUGCACCUGGGCUUCGACGCCAAGGGGCUGGAGGAGGCGAUGGGGGGGAAGGAGCUGUGCUGCCACUACAUGGUUGUCAACGACUGGGAACGGGGGGUGGACGCGGAGCAGAACCUGGUCCUCAUCUCCAUCCCCUCGGUGCUGGACCCCUCCCUUGCCCCCGAGGGGACCCACUGCCUGCACGCCUACACCCCUGCCACUGAGCCCUACGACCUGUGGAAGGGCCUCAAGAGAGACUCCCCGGAGUACCUCAAGCUCAAGGAGGAGCGAUCCCAGGUGCUCUGGAAGGCCAUCGAGCGAGUAAUCCCAGACAUCAGGAGCAGGGCAGAGCUGGUCAAGGUCGGUACUCCCCUCACCCACGAGAGGUUCCUCCGCAGGUACCGCGGCAGCUACGGGCCCGCGCUCAAGGCAGGACAAGAUCUCUUCCCCGGCCCCCGCACGCCAGUCUCCCGCCUCCUCCUCUGUGGGGACUCAGUCUUCCCUGGCAUCGGCAUGCCUGCGGUGGCUGCCAGUGGGAUGAUCGCAGCAAAUUCUCUCGGGCUGGAGACACUUGGGAAGCACCAGAAGCUGCUGGACGAGCUCGUGCUGGAGUGA
Guillardia theta CCMP2712 is the source of this 1599-nucleotide messenger RNA. RefSeq lists its product as hypothetical. The record is from RefSeq and is a predicted model, not a curated record. The coding region runs from base 1 to 1599 and encodes 532 amino acids. The transcript is spliced from 3 exons. Lineage: Eukaryota; Cryptophyceae; Pyrenomonadales; Geminigeraceae. Gene Ontology annotation, molecular function: oxidoreductase activity. Gene Ontology annotation, biological process: carotenoid metabolic process.